Molecule: messenger RNA, 2422 nt
Organism: Suillus subalutaceus
Lineage: Eukaryota; Fungi; Basidiomycota; Agaricomycetes; Boletales; Suillaceae
Exons: 10
Coding region: 374-1948 (524 amino acids)
Source: RefSeq, a predicted model, not a curated record
CUCUACUGUCGAUCCUCCCGCCAGGUACUAUCAUCUCCGCGGGACGAGCUUGCACGUUGGCAGCUGUGGAACACAAACAAUGAUAUCAGAGCCUCCUGCUUGUGAUAUCGAUGGCGUUUCAGCUAGGACCAUCCGAUCCGAGUCAGACAAUACCAGAUUGGUGCAUCUGUGCCAGCUCCCGGAGGUUACAUAAAUCCAGCCAUCUCAUGUUUCAUUCUAGUGCAGAAUUCACGUUCCCCUUCGAGCCAAUAAUACCCCAGGCUACGCAGAUUUUGGCAUAGUAUCUCUACAAUCGUGAGCGACCGCAUCGCCCCGUCCCCCAUAUAAGUUAUAACGCAUAUUCCAACUCUCUCGUUCGUGACUGCUCGAUACCAUGUCAGACGCCGACGCAAGCGAAGUAUCGAGGAAGCCAAAGGUCCUAGUUGCAAGCUUUGACGGUACCGCAGGGUUAUAUGAUGCGAUGAAUACGAAUGUCGUCAAGUUCGUCUCGUUGUUAAAGAAAGAUACGGAUAGCCAACUCUGCUAUUACCAGGCUGGUGUUGGAACGUAUUUAGCUCCUGGAGUGGUUUCCCCCAUGUUCACUUGGCUCGCGAAGCUCUUGGAUGAGGCAUUUGCAUGGUACCUGGACGCCCAUGUCAUGGAAGGUUACGGGUUCUUGAUGGAUAACUACCAGCCUGGUGAUAAGAUUUGUCUUUUCGGCUUUUCUCGAGGAGCAUAUACCGCACGUGCGUUAGCGGGAAUGUUGCACAAGGUUGGGCUGCUUCCGAAAUCCAACGUCCAACAAGUUGGCUUUGCCUACGAUGCAUAUAAGCAGACUGGUGUAUCAGCAGAUGCGCUUGCUGCAGGAUUUAAGCAGACGUUUUCGCGUGACGUCAAGGUAGAGUUCGUAGGAGCCUGGGACACCGUACAAAGCACUGGGGUGCUAUGGAGCCGGAGCCUGCCAUUCACAGAUUCUAAUACCCUGAUCAAGACAUUUCGACACGCUUUGGCUCUCGACGAGCACCGCGUUAAAUUCCAACCAGAUCUUUACCAUCGGUCGCAGACAGAUACACCUGAUCCGGAUUAUUGCAAGGUGUCAAAGUUAUCCGAAGUUAUUGCAGCUUUGGAAGACAAUGUUUCCGAUGAAAUUGGUUCGUCGCGGAAUAAGCUCCCUCAAGUUGUGAAACGUGCGAAGAAGUUCGCGGGGAGGCCGAAGUUUCAACGGCUGAAGCGUGGUUUCGCCAAGACAGUCUUGCGCCAGCGGAGCCAAAUUGUCGCUGAGAAUCCUGGGGAAACUACCGUCGUCAAGGAUCAGACAAGUGUGGAAGUGCUUGACAUUCCUGACAUAGAGCCGACACCGCCACCAGAUGUUAUGGAAGUCUGGUUCUCGGGAUGUCAUAGUGACAUAGGUGGCGGAAAUGUUGACAACUCUGUCAAGGUCUCAUUGGCGCAAAUCACUCUUCGCUGGAUGGUCGAGCAGGUCAUCCUCUCUGAAUGUGGCAUCGUUUUUGAUGAGGAAGCUCUUGAGCGUGCCGGCAUGCCAUUAUCAAGCUUUCCUAUUCCGCAAACGCCUCCUGCUACUGAGGAUCCGACUGGCGAGUCACAACCUAUCGAUGCUGUGUCGCCUUGCGCAGAAGCACCCUUGCCCACCCCUUCUAGCCCUCCCACUGAUCCCCCCACUACACCCUCACCCCCAACUCCCCAAACUUGCGAUGCUCUAGCUCCUUUGUUCGACGAGCUGCAGCUCCAGAAGGCUUGGUGGCUUCUUGAAAUCAUGCUCCUUCCAUUUGCAUGGCAAGACGCGCAUGGCAAAUGGCACAAGAAAUGGAGCUUCCAUCUGGGCAAAGGUCGUGCUAUUCCCUUCCAGCAUCCCAAAUUUCAUUCAUCCGUCAAGGAGCGGAUGGACUAUACGCCCUUGAAGUAUGAGCCACGAGCGAUAUACCAACACGAUCAAGUGGUUUUUGUAUGAUGACGACAACGACCGGACCUCUGCGACCCGUAUUGAUGCCCAUCCACGAUAGAAAUCUUUUGAAACCAUAACGCCCUGAAUGAUACUAUUAGCGUUGCGCUAUUUGCGUGAGUAAUGCCUUGUAAUAUUCCGAGACUUCCGUAGGACUUGUUUAUAACCCGCUUUAUGAUUGUGAUAAUGAUAUGUUCAGGCCGCGUCGGUAUUUUGCGUUUCGACCAUGCAUGCUGCGAGUCUCAGGCGAUGCUGUAAUCUGUAAUCGCCUCUAGUUGUGCCGGUCUUCGAUCGUGGAAUUAUCGCACGUUCGACCAAUUGGAUAUCUUCGUUGAUGCAUGCGGCUUCCAGGGUUAUAUGCACCGGACGCCACUACAACUUUGAAAGAGGGUUCAACGUUCAAUCCAGAUCGGGAGCCCCUCACGAAUCUGUCCCAGUGUAAGUGUGCAGAGGAAGUAGGUGUACCGUAAUGUCUGGCAUGCA